GCUAAAGGAGUAUUAUGGAUCGCUAGAUGCACCUUCAAAUCCACAAAAUUCACAGCGGUUUUUUCCUUAUCCGAAUCGAUACAAACAACAGGAUAUAACUAUAGAAUUUACAUAUGAAAAAAAGCUUGUAGAUCAGCCAGACAAGCUUCUUUGGAAAGCUAUAACAAAGGACGGGCGGGAGAUUGUUGUGAAAUUCACAUGGCGUUAUAAUCAGAGGGCACACGAAUUGUGUAGCGAAAUUGGAAAAGCACCAAAAUUACUCUACAUUAACAAAGAGGUGGUGGAUGGUUUUUAUAUGGUAGUGAUGGAUUAUGUUAAGGCCAAGCCACUUUACAACUGCGGUAGCUCACUCACUCAUGAUGAGUGUAAAACGAUUUUUGAGGAUAUCGAAGAAGCUAUCAGUAAAUUACAUAAGGAAAAUAUCGUCUUUGCUGACCUCCGUGAUUCCAAUAUCUUGGUUAACAAAUCUCAAGGUCAAUAUCAAGGAAU
Molecule: messenger RNA, 489 nt
Organism: Ambispora leptoticha
Lineage: Eukaryota; Fungi; Glomeromycota; Glomeromycetes; Archaeosporales; Ambisporaceae
Source: the annotation of a GenBank genome assembly